CACCUGCCGAUCACUUGAGACACACACCUGAGCCAGGGCCGUAAUGUCCUGCUGGUUGAAGGACGGUGUGGUGUUGGAGGGGACAGGCAGUGGUCAGAUGUCGCCCCGCUCCAGAUUGCGAAGCCCCUUGCCGAGUCGGACGGCGAGAUUACAUUCAUCUAAUGAUGUGACCUCUCCUGACUCAGACACACAGGACAGAAUGAGCAAAGCUAAAGAGCUCUUUGAGCUCUGUGAUAAGGAGAGGAAAGGAUUCAUCACCAACAGAGACAUGCAGUGGCUUCAGCAAGAGCUUCCUCUGUCUCAUGAGCAGCUGGAAUCAGUGUUUGAGAGUUUGGACAGAGACAGAAAUGGUUACCUCACACCCCUCGAGUUCCACACGGGCCUAGGAGAGCUUGUUGGUUCUGGGCCAGAGGAGAGAUCGAGGAGCAGAGAUGGAGAGAUGGCUGGAGAAGAGAGAGUAGAGCCGAUGGAGAACCGAUUCACACAUAUCCUCAUGGAGCUGGGAGCUGAUAAACUCUUCAAAGAUCAGUGGGAGCUGUGUACUCUGUGGUGUGAGCUCCAGAGGGACAAACCUGAGCUGUUGGAUGUUUUGGAGGAGGUUCUCUCCCACACUGUGUCUAAUCUUCAGGACGCACUUAAAGAGAGAGACAAUUUAGAACAGGCACUGCACAGGAGAGAGGAAGAUCAUGACAGAGUGGUUCGGUCCAUGUAUGAAGACAUGGAGAGUCAGUUAAAAGAAGAGAGAGAGAAAAGACAAGCUCUGGACAGCAUGAAGCAAGGAGUCAAGAAAGAGCAGUUAUUGCAGGAGUUGCGUAUGCGAGAACAAGAACUUGAGUUCACGCUCACCAAACAGAGAGAGUUGGAGAACAGGAUUAACACUCUGAGCAGUGAUCAAAUUGACACUCGAGGGGAGAACCGCAGACUGCAGAACAUCAACCAGCAGCUGCAGGAUCAACUGGAGCAGAGCCGAGAGGAGCUUCAGCACGCUUUGAGCCAACUACAACAGCUACAGAACACCAUCAAACAACAGCAGAGGGGCAAAGAGAGAGAAGUCCUGAAAGUGUCCCGAAACAUGCAGAAGGAACGAGAAAGCCUCAUGAGACAGCUGGAUCUUCUCAGAGACAUGAACAAGCGUCUUCGGGAUGAUAAAGAUGCCCAACAGACACAGAAGAUGGUUAGUCAAAAACAGCCCUUCACUCCUUGCCCACCGUGCUGCUGUGUUCAUGCCUUCUCACAGAGGGAGCGCUCUAUUUACCCAUAUUAACCCUGCCUUUUCCCCAUAUAACAUUACCCACAAUGCAUACUGCUAAAUGUGAACAUCUACAUUCAUCUGGAUGUAUUUCUGUGAGUUUCCAUGAACCCAUGUGUCUAAAGGAAUUUGAACGUU
Carassius carassius (crucian carp) is the source of this 1387-nucleotide messenger RNA. Its product is annotated as EF-hand calcium-binding domain-containing protein 4A-like. The record is from RefSeq and is a predicted model, not a curated record. The transcript has 10 exons. Gene Ontology annotation, molecular function: calcium ion binding. The coding region runs from base 44 to 1264 and encodes 406 amino acids. Lineage: Eukaryota; Metazoa; Chordata; Actinopteri; Cypriniformes; Cyprinidae.